CAAUGUUAGAUGAGUGGAUUUGAAAAAGAAAUAUGUGGAAAAAUUAAUUGAUCCAACGGUCAGGAUUUAAGGAAAAAAACAUAUUAAUAAUGUUGGGAAGAAAACAGAAAGUAUAGUUGCAGGAGUAUUUUUGGUCCGAAUAGAGAGGUGAAGUGGAGACAGAUUUUCAAGGAAUGGAAGAGGAAGAGAGAAGAAGAAGGACCAUCACACCUUUUCAAUAUCUACUUUACAGAACAUUCAGUCAUCCAAUUCAACCUUCUCUACCUUCCCUAAACCCUUCUCAUCUUCCCUCUCUACUCUCCACAAUCUAUCUUCUUCUUCUUCUUUCUCACUAAUUAUCAUCCACAAUGGACGCAACAAAGCUAAUUCUAUGCCGCGCUCGGGACAGUAAAGAGGACGUUUUCAACCCUCUCAUCGCAACCACCACGCAGAUGGGCUGUAUUUUGUUCCUCUCCCAUGUCUUCUACCUCUUCUUGAAGCCCCUCGGACAACCUGGACCUAUUGCACAAAUUCUCGCUGGAAUUGUGCUGAGUCCAUCAUUGCUCUCUCGUGUAACCGAAGUUCGACAAUUCUUCAUUCAAACGUCGUCAGCUGGUUACUAUUCUGUAUUUUCAUUCUUUUUCAGGACGAUCUUCAUGUUCUUGAUAGGUUUAGAGGUGGAUAAGGCUUUCCUAAAACGUAACUUGCAUAAAGCCAGGACCAUUGCACUUGGAGCAACCAUAAUCUGCACAAUUCUUGGGGCAGCCUUCGCCUGGUUGAUGGUCUUCCUACUGGGAGUCGAUCAUAAUGUUUUCAUGUUCGUCCUCGUUUUCAUGAUCAUCGUCUCUAGCUCGGCUUCCCCUCUGCUAGCCAGGGUCGUAAUUGAUAUGAAACUAGACACAUCUAACGUAGGGAGACUGGCAAUUUGUGCUUCUUUGAUAAUCGAAAUGUCUUGUGUUCUUGUAUUCACCAUUCUUGAUUAUAUCUUUUCUAAAAAGAGCUUCAGUAUUUUUUUCCUCCACUGUUUUCUCACAUUGUUACUUGCGAUAGUCAAUAGGUAUUUAGUCCCUUGGGUUAAUUCAUGGAAUGCCAAGGAAAAGUAUCUGACAAAUCCCCAGGUUGUGUGUUUUAGUCUUCCUAUUCUCAUAUUGUCAAUAAGUACUGAAAACAAUGGCAUCAGUAGCAUUCUUCCUUGUUUCCUCAUAGGCUUUGCAUUUCCUAGACAGGGCAAAGCUGCUAGGACUUUUUUGCGUAAACUGACCUAUCCUGUUUAUGAAUUUAUCCUCCCAAUUUUUUAUGGCUACAUUGGCUUCCAGUUCAAUGUAGUAGCCAUCCGUCAUAUUCAAGAGUUAACUGUAAUCAUUGCCAUGGUCGCAAUUAGCUUGGGAGGGAAAAUCAUUGGCAUUCUAGCUGCUUGCUACUACCUCAAGAUUCCCAGGAACGAGGCCUUUUUCCUGGCUUGCAUAUUGAAUUUCAAAGGCAAUGCUUCUUUUUUGCUCAUUGAUGUGAACAAAGGCUCCAGUACAUGGUGGGGGUCUCAGGUCAGAGAGCUGCUACUUGCAGCAAUGGUGAUCAACACCCUUCUCUCCGGCUUCAUAGCUUCUUAUUUGCUGAGAACAGAGGAGAAGUACUUUGCCCACUCCUUGACCGCACUGGAAUUUCACAGCACAGAGAGCGAGCUCCGGAUGCUUGCAUGUGUUUACAGUUCCCACCAUGCUUCAGGCGCAAUAGGCCUAAUCUCUGCAUUAAGUGGGUCUACAGAAGCACCCAUCACUCCUCAGUUAGCACAUCUAGUAGAGCUACGCAAGAACCGGCGGAACAAAUUGAUGUACCACCAACUAGAAGAUGGGGAAGAGUUCAGUGAUGAGGAAACCUAUGGUGGUGAUGAUGUACUGGAGAUCAAUGACUUGGUUGAUGCCUUUACCAAGCAGAGCAAAGUUCUGAUCAGACAAAGCAAAGUUGUGUCACCAUUAAUUAGCUUGCAUGAAGAUAUGUGCAGCAGUGCUGAGAAUUCUCGAGUGUCAAUUAUAUUCCUCCCAUUUCAUAAGCACCAGAGAAUUGAUGGGAGAUUGGAGAACAGCAAUGAGGGUAUUAGAACGACAAACCAGAAGGUUCUUCGUCAUGCACCAUGCUCGGUUGGGAUUCUUGUGGACAGAAGCCAAAGUGGUUUCCAGACACCACAUGGAUCUGAAUCAGUGCAGCAAGUAGUGACCUUAUUCUUUGGUGGCCCUGAUGAUCGUGAGGCCUUGGCAUUAAGCAAAUGGAUCACCAUGCACCCUCAAAUUAACUUGACCCUCGUUCGCUUCUUACCCACGUCAACAAACAAACAGAACCCAAUCAGCAAUACCUCUAGCCAGAAUCAUGAGAUCUUAAUGUCAAUAUCAACUAACGAGACUGAAAGUGAGAGAGAUAACAGCUUCUUGGAAGAUUUUUGCAACAGGUAUGUGGUUUCGGGAGAAGUUGGAUACUUAGAGAAACAUGUAAGCGAUGGAGCUCAAACAGUGGCAACAAUAAAAGAUAUGGUAAACAUGUACUCAUUGUUUGUGGUAGGCAAAGGGAGAAGAGACUCGCUUAUAACAACUGGGAUGAGUGACUGGGAGGAAUGCCCUGAGCUUGGAACAAUUGGGGACAUCUUGGCUUCCUCUGAACUUCAAAUCAAUGCUUCUGUUUUGGUCAUUCAAAAACAUAUGCAUUUAGACAGAAGCCUUUUGGAUAACUGAUUAUAAGAAUUCACAUCUUGUAGUUGCAAACUAUAUUUAGAUAUAUAUAAAUACAUUGAUUUUUGCCUAGGAGUUGUUACAUUAACUGAAAAUGAUAUGCAUGUUUCUUGAAAAAGGUGUCACGUUACUAGCAUGGAUUUACUAGUUGGAAAUGAGGUCAAAUGCAGGAAUAUCUUGAUGAACAUGUGUAUUGUAUAUGAAUGCAUGCAGUGCAUGUGUGUGCUUGUCUGCAUUGUUGGGAUUAAUCAUGCCCUCUAUGAGGCCCAAUUCAUGACCUAGCUCGAUUCCAUUUAAAUCUGAAAGAGAGAGAGAGAGAGAAAAUUCUUUGAAAUUAUUUGUGUUAACAUGAGACUAGGUUUGACCUAGGAAAACACGACCUCCUUGUCAUCACAAUCUCUACCAAUUCCUCUUCUUCAACAAAUUCAACAAUCUUUGCACUCCCAUCUCAAAUACAUUUUUCACCUUAUUCUUUUAUCCAUCAUAUUAACACAACAAAACUUUUCUUCCUACACAAAUUCAUGGUCAUGUGGAUUGUACCAUACCACUCCCUCAUAAACCAUUCCUUCUACAAAUUCAUCAAAUUGACAUUCUUAACGUAGAAAGUAGCACCUGGUCCCUAGAGGAUUAUUUUCUUUCUUUCUUUAAUGAGGUUUUCACUCAUCUAUGCAAGUUUGAGAUGUCUUACAUUAGCCUUUUGGUUUUCUUUCCCAUACCAAAUGGCUAUAAUUACACAUGACAUUAUAGGAGCCAAAGAGGAUAGUUUGUUUCUUAGUAUCUUAAGGAAGCAAAGUUCAUUGCUGAUAAGUUAGCUAAAAUAAUUUGUUCUUUUCCAACUAUGGAACGUAAUGAUGUGAUCUUUUAGAACCUUAAUUAUGAUAUUUUUAUGUUAUCACAAGUUUAAAUAUUUAUCUUAAUCAUAUUUUAUAAUGGCUCGUAGUUUCUCCAACAAAAAAAUCACACCGCCAAACACAACUGAAUCAGAUAAUAUAAUGCAAACAUUUUAAAAUAAGAUGCAACAGAAGCUAUUCAUUCUAAUACAACAUGUAAUAUUAAUUUAUAAUCAUGAGGUUACAAAAUUCUGUAGACUCAAAAAUUAAAUACAACUUGUUCUCCAAAAAAUCAUAAUUUUCUGGAGCAUGAGGUCCACACGCGACGGGAAAAAUAGACCCUAAUGCUGAGUCUCGACUUUGUUUUAACAGAGAAGGGGGAGCCACUGUCUUACCU
Molecule: messenger RNA, 3923 nt
Organism: Carica papaya (papaya)
Lineage: Eukaryota; Viridiplantae; Streptophyta; Magnoliopsida; Brassicales; Caricaceae
Product: cation/H(+) antiporter 2-like
Biological process (GO): regulation of pH; proton transmembrane transport
Cellular component (GO): membrane; endomembrane system
Molecular function (GO): antiporter activity
Source: RefSeq, a predicted model, not a curated record